GCAGAAGAAAAUCGUUUUUUUCCCCCUCCCUCCCUUGUUGUUCGGAUGGAUCUGAGGGGCUAACUAACUGCUAACUGUUCGUGUCUAACACCGGCAAGUGGGUCAAGUUCCUAAUAUCUCCCAAAACAACAGCGAGAAAGGGUUUUAGUUGACUCCCCCCCGAAGAUAUGACACAUUUCUGAUUGACUUUAUCCGGAAGGAAAGGUGUUCUUGAAGACUCCGCCCAAGCAGUCGUCACACACUUAUGCCCAGCCUGAUCAUGGAGCGCAAGAGAAAGAUCCUGCAGAGCAUCCUGGAGGACGGCAACACCGUGGACUUGACAAACUCUGGCCACUUCUGCUUCAGCUGCGAGCAGAUCUUCGCCAAUCAGACGUGCCUGGAGGAGCACGUGUGUCCCCUGGCGAGUUUCAUCUGCUCCUGUGGCACGGAGUUUACCGAGUACAAAGACAUGCUGGAGCACAGCACCACACACGAACCCGGGCAUCAAGUGCUCGACCAUAAAACCAUAAAGAAGCGCCGCAUCGAGAAGUUCAGGGAGGAGGACGAGAAGCUGAAGAGGCUGCAAAAGGGCGAGGUUGUCUGGAAGGCACCCGGCGAGGGCAGCCUGCCCUCAAUUUCCAAACUUCAAGUACCCAACACUUCCGGUGCCGCCUCGCGGGUCUCCACGCAGACGGCGAAGGUCCCACAAGUGCCCGAUUUGUUCUCCAAUCCUUCCGCCGCCGCCGUGCAAAACAUUUUCGCCGACGUCGGUCCGCCGACGGUGGACCUUUGGACACUCUAUCAGCCCGUCGUGCUGUUGAAAACGAUGCACAACUCCAGAAAGACAAACCCGUACACCUGCGGUAAAUGUGAACAGGGGUUCGUGUCCAAAGUGGCUCUGGUCGCCCACCACAGCUCGCACGUGGUGGAUAAGGUCUCCGGCUGCAUAGGAUGCGGGCUGCUGCUGUCCAGCAAAAAGCUGGUGCCUCGAUUCCACGCCUGCAAUUCCAACAGCCAGAGCAAACACCGGCUCAUCACCGCUAAGCCGCUGAGCUACAAGCCCCGGAGCGGAGCCGUGGCUAAAAAGAUCCAGCCUUCCCGUCCGCCUCAGGCCCCCUCCGCUCAGCAGCUGGAAAACCAAAACCCGAGCGCAGCCGGCAAGGGGAGUCGGCCACCUCAAGCCGCGAAGAAAACCCUGAAUAUCAGGACGUACAACAACAGCGCCGGCCGAGUGCCGCCCAUCAGCGCACCUCUGCAGCUAAAGAGUCAGAAUCCCACCGCAUCCAAACCCUACUCCGGGGUCCCCACGGCAGCCAAGAGUCCCAAAGGUCGCCGCGUUCAGUCCGGGCGGCCAGAGGGGUCGCGCCGGCGCCGCCGCGGCACAGAAGACGGCCGACGACCCGGCGGUGCCGAGCGCACAGAACGGCUUCGCCUGCCGGGUCUGCCACCUUCCCUUCGAGAGCGCCCAGCGGCUCCAGAGGCACAAGUGCGUCAAGGCGCAGGAGUUCAUGGCCAAGCACAUGAUGGCCAGCAAGCGCGAUUACAAGAUUGUAAAGGUGACCCCGGGCUCCCCGCAGGUGAACGGCGAGAGGAAGCUGGGCUUUUCUGCCGUCGCCACAAAGAAGCCCCAACACACGGCGGUCAGCCUGGAUAAGGGGAAGGCGUCGGCGCCGGUCAACGGCGGCGCCGGGGGGGAGUCUGACGAUGACUGUUUCAUUGUUGAGAGUGGACCUGAAAAGCCCGCGGAGGUGAUUUAUCAAGUAACCUCGUCUGUCCCCAUAAAAAGUUGACUAGUAGUCUAGCGAGGCACAUUGUGUUUGCAUGUUGCCGUUUUAUGUCGACUACCAGGGGAGGGCGGGGGCCGUCGGCGUCUUUUCAUCACAGAGACUACAAUCUUCUGAGCUUUCUCCAGACUGCUUUAGGGAGUAGAGAGUUACGGUUCAAACGCUUCUUUAUUAAGUCAGAUAUCCAUUUAUAAAAUCAUGUGUUGGUGUAGAUUGUUCGGGAGUUUGAAGUCCCCGCCCCUGGGAUGGGAGCUUGUGUAAAUUAGGUUGCUCGUCAUGAUAUGUGUGCAUGGUUUAUCCCGCUGUUGAUGGGGGGGGAAACCAGGUACUGUGUUUUUGAUCAGGUUUUUAGUCGGAUGAGAAUUUGUUGUAAAGCUGUGGGACUGAACCCUUCCUACCUUGUGUGUUCCUGCCACCUGUGUUUAUGAAGUUUAUGAAAACAGUAUAUGAUGUAUUAAAGUAUAUUUUCAAACUCUU
Fundulus heteroclitus (mummichog) is the source of this 2240-nucleotide messenger RNA. RefSeq lists its product as uncharacterized. The transcript has 2 exons. Bases 245 to 1633 code for a protein of 462 amino acids. Lineage: Eukaryota; Metazoa; Chordata; Actinopteri; Cyprinodontiformes; Fundulidae. The record is from RefSeq and is a predicted model, not a curated record.